AAGAGGAGUCCUGGACUGCGCCUGGGCGCACUGGAUAGCGCGCCGAGCUCAGCACAGCGCAUCCGAGCCCAGCCCGGCCCAGUCCUGCAGAGCACUCCCUCCGCCUCCCUUCUCUCCAGUCCUUCCUUUCCGGUGGCGGCCGCAGGACAGACCAUGGCGCUGGGCUGCCCGGGCCUGGGGCUCCUGCUGCUGCUGCUGCUGCUGGGGCCCGGACAGCUACGGGCUAAACCCACAGUGCGCAAGGAGCGCGUGGUGCGGCCCGAUUCGGAUCUGGGCGAGCGGCCCGCCGAGGACAACCAGAGCUUCCAGUACGACCACGAGGCCUUCCUGGGCAAGGAGGAAUCCAAGACGUUUGAUCAGCUCACUCCGGAGGAGAGCAAGGAGAGGCUGGGAAAGAUUGUUGGCAGAAUAGAUAGUGAUGGAGAUGGCUUUGUCACCACUGAGGAGCUGAAAACUUGGAUCAAACGGGUACAGAAACGAUACAUCUAUGAGAAUGUGGCAAAAGUCUGGAAAGAUUAUGAUCGGAACAAAGAUGAUAAGAUUUCCUGGGAAGAGUAUAAGCAGGCUACAUAUGGCUACUACUUGGGGAACCCAGAAGAAUUUCGAGAUGGAGCUGAUCAACACACUUUUAAGAAGAUGCUGCCCCGUGACGAGAGGAGGUUCAACAUGGCUGACCUUGAUGGUGAUAAAGCGGCUACUCGAGAGGAAUUCACUGCCUUUAUGCACCCGGAGGAGUUUGAGCACAUGAAAGAUAUUGUGGUCUUGGAGACAUUGGAAGAUAUUGACAAGAAUGGGGAUGGAUUUGUAGAUCAGGAUGAAUACAUCGCUGAUAUGUUUGCCCAUGAGGAGAAUGGCCCAGAGCCGGACUGGGUGGUCACUGAACGGGAGCAGUUUUCAGAUUUCCGGGAUUUGAACAAGGAUGGGAAAAUGGACAAAGAGGAGAUUCGGCACUGGAUUCUUCCCCAAGAUUAUGACCAUGCCCAAGCGGAGGCAAGGCAUUUGGUGUAUGAGUCUGACCAGGACAAGGAUCAGAAGUUAACCAAAGAAGAGAUACUGGAGAACUGGAACAUGUUCGUCGGCAGCCAGGCCACCAACUAUGGGGAAGACCUCACAAAGAAUCACGAUGAGCUGUGAUGCUCCCUCUCCAGAGAAUCUCAGACUCUGACCAGCUUCCUUGCUGGCUGCCACGGUCGCCAUGGUCUUCUAAUUUGCACCAGCGUGUCCCCAGCCAAGCAGUUUUAUUACCUCAACAUGGGGAUGAAAAAUAGUCUGUUACCUGGGAUUUCACCCAAAGAGAUUUAGGCCUCACUAUUGUCUUAGUUAGAUUUCUCUCAAAAUGUCUUCCGUUCUCAGUCGAUGGCGAUGUCGUUUGGGGAAUGUACUUUGACAACACAGCUCUCUGAAAGGAUUUUUUUCUUUCUUUUUUUUUUUCCUAAAUAGAGGGGAAUAAAAUUUGGAUAGGGCCAAGACAUUCCAUCAAAUCACUUAGAAUUGUAGGGCGUGGGGUCCAGAAUGAAUAUGGUCUUUGAACAGCCCUUUGGACGAGGAAAGGAAAGCUCUCAAGUUGAUAGUUAUCUUUCAUCAUUGUAGAUAGGUCCUCUGGAAAGCUUCCUUUGGAAAUCUCUCUUCCAUCUGAACUUGAUAACGUGAGCUGUUACUAUAAAUGUCUAUAAUCUUUGUA
Molecule: messenger RNA, 1681 nt
Organism: Vombatus ursinus (common wombat)
Lineage: Eukaryota; Metazoa; Chordata; Mammalia; Diprotodontia; Vombatidae
Gene: RCN1
Product: reticulocalbin 1
Exons: 6
Coding region: 154-1134 (326 amino acids)
Cellular component (GO): endoplasmic reticulum
Molecular function (GO): calcium ion binding
Source: RefSeq, a predicted model, not a curated record